UCUAGAGUGCCGAAAAUAUUACGGGCAAAAGUAAACAAAUCGUCGGGAAAAGGACUUUGCUGCGGAAAAAACAGGAAAAAUGCUGCCAGAAACGCUCGUUUUUAUAAUUUCCAUGAUAAUUACCGGAAGUUUGUUGUUCCUGCUCGUCUAUUUCGUAAUUAUUCUCUCAGACCUCGAAUGCGAUUACUUAAAUGCUCAAACAUGUUGUUCCAAGUUGAAUUUUUGGGUGAUACCGAAAUUAGCGUCCCACACUUUUCUCGCUUUUAUACUUUUGAUUCAUCAGUACUAUGGACUCUUUUUACUCAACGUACCUGGCGUGGCGUGGCUUAUUUAUGAAAAAGUCAAGAUCCCGUCGGGGAAUUUGGGAGUUUAUGAUCCCGCCGAAAUUCAUAAUCGAGGCAUGAUUCGGAAACAUUUGAGGGAUUGCAUGAUUUAUCUUGGGUUUUAUUUGCUCAUUUUCUUCGUUUAUUUGUAUUACAUGAUCAUCGCUUUGCUCAAAGGAGAUCCAAUUAGACGUCACGAAGAAGGAGAAAUAAUCUCAGAAUUUUAAAUGAACAAAUUUUUUUUAAAUAUUUGGAGGCCAAAGAUCUUGACAUUUAUUAUUUCAGCAGUUAAUUGACGAUAGGAUAGUUUACACAGAAGAUUUUUUUAAGGGUUGUGUGUUAGGUUGCUUUAAAUGAAACUCAAUAAUAAUUAAAAAAAUUAAAAAAAUAUAUUUUAAAAAAAUUAAAAAUUUUUUAAAAUUUCAGGUAAUUCUUUUAAAAAUGUUUUAUAAUUAUUUUAAAAAAUUUUUAAAUAAAAAUUUUUUUUUUUAAU
Molecule: messenger RNA, 816 nt
Organism: Culicoides brevitarsis
Lineage: Eukaryota; Metazoa; Arthropoda; Insecta; Diptera; Ceratopogonidae
Gene: cnir
Product: protein cornichon homolog 4
Exons: 4
Coding region: 80-550 (156 amino acids)
Biological process (GO): endoplasmic reticulum to Golgi vesicle-mediated transport
Cellular component (GO): endoplasmic reticulum membrane; COPII-coated ER to Golgi transport vesicle
Source: RefSeq, a predicted model, not a curated record